AUGCUCUUCCGCGCGUUCGCGUUCUUUGCGCUCUCGGCCUCGCUGCUCUCCGCGUUUGCCACGCCCCCGCGCCUCGAGCAGCGCGCCGUCUCUGCGGACAACAUCGUCUACGUCACCGACGCCGAAUCGUACUGCAUGAUCAUGCCGCGCGACCCGCACACGAACAUCGGCGACUCCGAGCACCCCGGCGGGAUGAAGACCUACUGCUCCCCCAAGGGCCGGUACGACAAGCCCCUCCAGGGCCAGCUCCCGGCCGACUUCUGGAAGAACGUCGAGUUCAAGUCCGGCUACUCCUCCCACGGCGCGCGCUACGCCCAGCUGACGGGCUGCAUCCGCCCCGAGAAGCUCAGCCGGCUGAACCCGAGCGACGCCGGCGGACAGUACGACUCCUCCGGCGGCGUGGGCGGGCUCGGCAACCCGCAGGGCAGCGUCUGCCUCGGGUACAACCACUACGUCGAGCUCGUCGAGCCCGCGGGCCCGCGCGCGUGCAUCAAGUGCUGCGACGACCCGCGCGACUGCCCGACGAACAAGGAUACAUCGGGCUGCCCGCAGGUCAUCACGGGCAACUACUUCGACUGCGCUUGA
This is a messenger RNA of Epithele typhae, 585 nucleotides long. RefSeq lists its product as uncharacterized. The coding region runs from base 1 to 585 and encodes 194 amino acids. The record is from RefSeq and is a predicted model, not a curated record. The transcript is spliced from 4 exons. NCBI's taxonomy places the organism in Eukaryota, Fungi, Basidiomycota, Agaricomycetes, Polyporales, Epitheliaceae.